Cyprinus carpio (common carp) is the source of this 1173-nucleotide messenger RNA. It is a transcript of the gene elp5, whose product is annotated as elongator acetyltransferase complex subunit 5. Gene Ontology annotation, cellular component: cytosol; nucleus; elongator holoenzyme complex. Gene Ontology annotation, molecular function: tRNA binding. Lineage: Eukaryota; Metazoa; Chordata; Actinopteri; Cypriniformes; Cyprinidae. Gene Ontology annotation, biological process: tRNA wobble uridine modification. The record is from RefSeq and is a predicted model, not a curated record.
AAAGAAGAAGAAGAAGAAGAAGAAGAAGACAGAGACAGAGACAGAGACCCGUGGUUCCAAUCAAACGCGUGUUGCUCGUGGAUUAUACCAUAACUCUUAUAUAAAACAAGGCAUUUUGGAUCUGUCAUAUUUCAUCAGUAGUCCGAGGAUGUCAUAAUAAGUCUCGUCAUUCUCGUUGUGAAGGUGCUUCUUAGAGUGAGCAGGUCUGAGUCAUGCUGCUGGAUGUGAUGCAGGCUGGAGGAGGAUUCAUACUCCUGGAAGAUAGCGUGCAGUGCUCCGCGCGAGGACUCCUCAGGUGUUUCAUUCAUGCAGCGCUGAAGAGGGGCGAGGACGUCCAUGUGCUGGGGUUUGAGAGUCCUGAAACACAAGUGUGUGCUGGUUUGGACAGCAGCAGCGUGCAGAGGCUUCAUUUUCAUAAGGGCUUCCCCGAUCCUCUCGGCUGGACGUGCAGGUCGUCUUUCACGGUCGAGCGCUUCACUUCUCAACACAUAACUCAGCUCAUCAAAGACACGCAGCAUGCCCAAGCAUCAGUGCUCGUUGUUGACUCUCUCUCGAUGGUUUUGAGACAUCAUGACCCCGUCGUCUUCUGUCAGACACUUCAAGAGCUCAGGAAAGGAGGAGUUAUUAAAACUAUCAUCGGUCUCCUGCAUUCAGACUUGCAUCAGCAAGGCAUUGUGGGUAUUGUGUGCCACUUGGCCGAUACUGUUAUCUCUGUGGCACCUGCAGACAAUGAACGCCUUUCUGUGGCAAAGACCACGAGACGCACAAAGUCAGGCAAAGUCAUGCAAGAGGAAGAGUAUUUCAGUGUGUCCGAGGACGCGGCUCUUUCAGUGCAGGCCAAACCACGUCAGCCUGGACAUGUGCAGAGAGAGCGAGACGUGUCUGAGGCUGAUCCCACAUCAAACCUGACGUUCAAUCUGCGUCUGUCUGAGGACGAGAGGAAAGCCAAGGAGAAAGUGGCACUGCCGUUUGUAUUUAGCCAACAAAAAAAGUCCGCUCUUCUGCGGCCGACUCCUGGCUCCGGGAGGAUCGUGUACGAGCCUGACGCCAACGACGACUUUGACGAGGAGGAUCCAGAUGAUGAUCUCGAUGUGUGACUGAAGUCAGCCCACAUCAUGACCUCAAUCUGCGAAUGUCAUAACCAUCUCCAUAAAUAUAUUUAUUUAUGAUUCA